GGCAGGGCGACGCCGCUGGUUGGGUGCGGGGCCGGCAAGAUGGCGGCGGAGCAGUUGAGCGGCAUCCCCAGCGUGGACAUCGACCCCGACGGCGUCUUCAAGUACGUGCUGAUCCGCGUGCGGCCGGCGGGGGGCCAGGGGCCCGCCAAGGAGAUCGUGCGGGGCCACGCCUGGGCCGAGUACCACGCUGAUAUUUAUGACAAGACUGCGGCAGAAAUCGAGAAGCAAGGCUACGACUGCGAGUGCUUGGGCGGGGGCAGGAUCUCCCACCAGAGCAAGGAGAAGAAGAUCCACGUUUAUGGAUAUUCUGUGGGCUUUGGUCGAGCAAAACACUCUGUGUCCACAAAGAUACUGAAAGACGAGUAUCCAGACUAUGCGGUCACCUGGGCUGAUGAAGGCUAUUGACCUGGCUCUACUCCGACAGCAGCAGACAUCACUCCCUUUUCCUAGGACUGAGAAGCCCAAGUCGUUGGCUGGGCUUGUGGGAGCAGAGCCUGCACUGGCUAGAGCUCUGGAGCUGCCUGGGCUCCACUGUUUCUUUGUGUCUGAAACUUCAUGGAGGAUGCAAGUUCAUUCUGCUGGGAAGCUUCUGACAGGAGAGGGACAAGCCUGGAGCAUGGGGAAUUCACCAGCCUCCACACCCUUCGGAUCCAUGAAUUGUCUCAGCGCUGGAGUCUUGAGCUGCAUCUGGUGAAGGUGGAAAUCCUGGCCCCAGUGAAACCGUGGGGGGUUGCCAUUGAUCUCAGAGAGCCAGGACUUCUCCCUGAAUGUUUACAGUGAAAAUUAAACAGUAUCUUUACAUUUACAA
Molecule: messenger RNA, 808 nt
Organism: Trachemys scripta elegans
Lineage: Eukaryota; Metazoa; Chordata; Testudines; Emydidae
Gene: PHPT1
Product: phosphohistidine phosphatase 1
Exons: 3
Coding region: 40-405 (121 amino acids)
Biological process (GO): peptidyl-histidine dephosphorylation
Cellular component (GO): cytosol
Molecular function (GO): protein histidine phosphatase activity
Source: RefSeq, a predicted model, not a curated record